AUGAACGACGAAAUGAAGAAUAAUGUUAAAGAAACUAGGGAAUUAUAUUCCAUGAUACAUCAAGAAUAUGUUAUUAUGGCAGAAUAUCGUAUGUUGCAAACGGAGAAUCUACAAGGAAUAUAUGUAAUUCCUUCUUAUGAGAAUUCAUUCGUGUGGUUCGGAGUUAUUUUUGUGAGAGCUGGAUUUUAUGAAGGAGGUGUUUUUAGAUUUACGUUAACAUUGCCAGAAAAGUUUCCUGAUGAAGAAGUUCCUAUUUUGACAUUCACAUCAAGCUUAUAUCACCCAGCAGUUGAUGCUCAUACUGGUGUUCUGAAUUUGAAUGAAGUUUUUCCACAGUGGGACCGAAAACAGAAUCACAUCUGGCAAAUUCUAAAAUAUGUGUAUUCAAUAUUUCAUAACUUAAAUGUUAAGGCUCCAGCAAAUGUUGAAGCUUCUGUUGCUUACAAAAGCAAUAAGAAAAUGUUUUUGGAGAAAGUAAGAGAAUGUGUUGUUUUAAGUAUAGACCAUGUUUAUGAUGAUCCACCUACAGAAGAUAAGCAUUACAUAACAUUUAAGCCGUAUGAUCCAGAUGUUCAUGAUACUGUCAAAAAUAUAAUGAUGAAAACCCCUGUAUCAAAUGAAGGUAUUAACCAAGGAAUUUCUUGGGUACAACCAGGGUCAUUUCAAGCCUUUUCUAAAGAAGAAACAACAUAG
Messenger RNA from Spodoptera littoralis (African cotton leafworm), 693 nucleotides. The record is from the annotation of a GenBank genome assembly. Lineage: Eukaryota; Metazoa; Arthropoda; Insecta; Lepidoptera; Noctuidae.